AUGGAUAGCAUCAAUGUCUCGGAGCUCGUUGAGCGCCUAGGCAGUGAUGAGGAUGCCGUGCGCAAGAUGGCCGUCUUCAAGUUGCAGUCCAAUAUUGGGGAUCCAUCGUUCGCUGAUGUUUUCAUACUGGAAGGAGGCCUAACGAAGUUACGAUAUCUAACACUCCACGCUACCGGCAAUACUUUGGCCUAUAGCUUGACCUCCUUCUCAAGACUGCUGGAGGUGGACAAAGGCUGGGAGUAUGUCAAUCAAGAUCUUGUGGAAAGGGUUGUCGAGCUGGUCGUCACUCAUCCACUGGUCAACAUCCUUCGCGGUGCCAUGUCAAUUCUAGUCUACAUCGUCUCUCAUCCCUAUACCGCCUCGAGCAAGAUCUCUCAGUCCGACAGCUCUGGCUUUCGAGCUAUACAGCCCGCUAUGUCUGUGUACCCACAGUUCCUCGAGAUGCUCGUCAGUAGAUUAUCUUCCGCCGAUCACGCUUUAUGUGCCAAUGCGUUGCUGCUCAUCAAUUCGUUGAUGCGAGAAGCUAUUAACAACCACUCAGAAGCUGACUGGCCUAAAUUCAUCAAGCGGCUGCAAGACCUCGGUGUCAUCAAAGCGGUCUAUACACUCAUGCAAAGCACAGCGUUACAGGAUCUGUCACAUCCACUGCUCGAGUAUCAGGCAUUGACAAAAGUGCUGCUUCGUAAAUGGCGAGAUAUUCCUGUGGAUCUAGAUAAGUCGGAUCAUAGAAGAGCUCUGAAAAGCAUUCACUUAGCUAGCAAUCCUGAAAGAGUCACGACACCAGUGGAUGAUGGAGAAGAGGGUGUGAAGAAGAGACAUAACCCAGAAAAGUGGAGACGUCUGGGGUUCGAGUCGGAGACUCCAGCCUGGGAAUUUGGAGAUGUUGGUUAUCUGGGGAUGGUAGACUUGAUAGAAUAUGUGAGACGGCAGGAGGAUGGUUUUCAGAAGCUCCUGCUGGAGCAAUCAACCAAGCUGGCAGAACAAAGAUGUCCAAUUGCCAGAGCAAGUCUUGCGGUGACUUCGAUGCUUUGCGAGCAUUUUGAAAUUGAGAAAGCAGAUAUUGACGAUGGCAAAUUCCAGCUCUCCUUCGAGUCACGAACGAACUUUGACAAGGUUUUCAAGCCUCUGAUUUUGCAGUGGUCAUUACUCCACACUGCUGGUCUACAGGCUUUCUUCCGGCUAUGGCAAACUACUGGUGCCGAGACUGAAGACUUCAUAAAGAUCGCCGACCUGGUCCGAAUACUGCUCGAAGAAGUGGUUGGCGGAGCUACAAGAUUGAGCGACGUCGAUGUAGUCGAAACAGAAAUUCAGCAAUUCGAAUUGAGACGAUUAAGGCAUUUGCAGAUGGAGCUGCUUGAAUUGACCUACGAAGGCCACUGGGGUCAUCACCUUGGCCAAAUCCGAGACGAGCUGUACCACGAAGCGUUGCAAUUUGUCAAAGAGCAGCGCAUACGAUGUCUAUUAGCAGGAGCAUGGUUCCCGAACUGCCAUGGUCACGAUAGCGAAAAAGGCGCUGCAACAAAGCAGGAUCUUAACCCGUCCAAUCCAACUUCUCAACGCUAUGCAAAACUAGCCCACAACAGGCGCUUUCUCCACUACGCCGACUUCGACGUUGCUGGUGAUGAGGAGCCAAAUCUGGAGGGACUGCUUGAGAGGAUCGACCUCACAACAGUGUUCGUUACCUCGAACGUCUCCACAACCUAUGAGCCCAAUUCCUCAACAACUACCCUUAAAGCAACUCACAACUCUAUCUCCGCAAGGAAGAUAACCAUCCGUGGCUACCUUCCCUCCAACUCACGUCCCGCCUCACCCAAGACCCACACUCGUGCAGGCUCCAUAGCAACCAAGCCGCCUCGAAAGGAAGUGACACUGCUUACCCUUCACCCACAAACUCACAAUCUGGCCGUGGAAUGGCUGGACGGUUUGCGCAUGCUGUUGAAUCAGCAGCCAAUCACAAACGAGACCAAGAAACUGAUUGCCAUGGUGCAGGAUUAUGGCCUCAAGAUCAGGCUGUUGAAUGUCAGAUUUGAAGAUAUGGUUCUUGCGGGUGAGGCCCCUGAGAUACCCAGCCGCGAAGGGCUCGACGAGGACUACUAUUAUGACAUUUUCGGCACUUGA
Molecule: messenger RNA, 2118 nt
Organism: Letharia columbiana
Lineage: Eukaryota; Fungi; Ascomycota; Lecanoromycetes; Lecanorales; Parmeliaceae
Exons: 2
Coding region: 1-2118 (705 amino acids)
Biological process (GO): cell motility; actin filament organization
Cellular component (GO): plasma membrane
Source: RefSeq, a predicted model, not a curated record